This is a messenger RNA of Aspergillus lentulus, 3942 nucleotides long. RefSeq names its product nucleoporin Nup120/160. Gene Ontology annotation, molecular function: structural constituent of nuclear pore. Lineage: Eukaryota; Fungi; Ascomycota; Eurotiomycetes; Eurotiales; Aspergillaceae. The record is from RefSeq and is a predicted model, not a curated record. Gene Ontology annotation, cellular component: nuclear pore.
AUGGCGAAAAUUUACAAAGACACAAGAGUCGACCUUCGGCCGUACUCGCCGAGCACCGUCGCCAACAUCCAGAUUCCAAACCAAGAGAGCUCGCGGAACCGCGCCCGAUUUUCGAUAGCCUCAUCCUUCGCGAGCCCUGAAGAACCAGCAGCGAAGGACGAGGAGGAGUUUUCUCGCCGAUACCUAGCUACACAGGGGUCAAUCUACUUCCGGAAACACAAAGUGUAUCCUCGAACCUUUCUCUGGCGGGUGGUUAACGACAACAAGGUCCUGGAGAUUCAGUGCGUGGAUUUGACAAAGGGAGGAAUUGAGCAUCACGAAUACGAUAUCACAUUACGCUUCGACUUCCAGGAAGAGAUCCUUCCAUCCGGGGUUGAUAUCGCUGACUUGGAGGAUCAUGACAUGUUGAGUGUGUUUGUGAUCACGGCUUCCAAGCAGCUACACACGUUGACUCUGCGCCCGGAGUACUUUCGACGACUAGCCGCAAUUGAUGAGAAUGUGUCUGAGUGGUGCAAAUCCUGCACCCCGGCACCUCUGGCUUUUUCUCAUCCCCAUCGGUUACAUGCAAGCAGUCCGCUCGAGUUGUUUAUUUCCCUUGAUAGCGGCGCGCUGCUGCGCCUGACUAGGAGGGCUGGUGAUGAUGGUUCGCAUUGGGCUCCUUUGACAUUUGAUGAGAGAACCUGGGGGGCGUCGAUACGCGGUCUCGUCCGAUGGCAUGCGCAACCCACUAUCAAGUACCAGGGACGUAACCUCGAUGUAAACGCGGCCAAUGCGAUCGCUACUACAUCCGAUCAAACUUAUGCAUUCGCAGUUUGUUUGAACCACACUCUGAAGAUAUGGAACCUCGCUACGAACAGACUAGCCGCCACGAAGGAUCUCUUGGACCGACCAGUACAACAGCAGGAAUCAGCAGCAUACUCGUUAAACCCCGCCGAAUCAUCGUUCAUUCGUGUGUUUAAUGUGGAGAGAGCGCUGGAUGGCGGUUAUCGUUACUACAUAGUCACCUAUUCGCCCUUCGAGGAUGGGCGCUUCAAAUUCUGGGCUGUCAAAGGAGGCCUGACGUCGCAGCUGGUCGUCGAGGACCUCUUUCCUGACGCUGCACUGACGCCAUUGGAUCCGGACUCUACAGGGAGCAUGUUUUGGAGUAUCGCUGAUUUCCAGAUCAAGCCCAUGGAGGAAGGGAAGCGUAUGGAGCUGUGGGUGCUGUGGAGAAAUAACAGCGUGUACCAGCUGUAUACACUGCAUUUCAGCUUCGAGACUCUGGUGACGGAUUGGGCGACGAAUUGGGUGUCUACGGCCAUGGACACGCGGACACACGCAUCAUUACCAGCUGUUACAUCAGAGGAUGCUCUGGACCCGACAGAGAAGUGGUUGAGCUUUCUCCUAAAGCCGAACCGAUACUCGCCGGAGGUACUUGAGACUGCUUUGUCUGUUUAUCAGGAAGCACUUCGGCCCCUGUCCUUUCCUACUGCACCGAAGAAAAGCGCCCCUCUUCAAGAACGACUCUGUUCGACGGUCGCCGCCACAGUUUCCCUUCGUAAGUAUGCGGAGGACGAUAUGGAUUUUACAAGAUACCGGGCAGACACAGACUCCAAAUGGCGCCAAUUCUGGCAGAUCGCGGAGGACAUCAACAAGCGAAGAUUCGCAGCGAUUCGCCUCGCGUAUGAUGCCUACAACGAAGUUCCGUGGAUGCUUUUUUCAGAUAGCUGUGCAGUCAUUCGCGAAUGUAGCCCUACCGAGUUGCUCCUGCAUAAUUCAGACUCCGAGCUUCGAACAGAAGGGCCCAAGAUAGCCGAUCGGUGGAGCCACAGGAACCUGGGCUCAGAGAUCGGCGAUUUGUUCGAACAAGCAUCCUUCUUGUUGAGGGUUGCUUCCGGUUUCAGGAAACGGUUCCCCCCUGAACUCGAAGCAGCGUGCCACUGUGCCCUUGAGGCAGAAGUCUAUGCGGAGCCUUCAUCGUCCAUCCCAGACCGGAUGGAUGCGUUCCGUGAGCGGUGCGACUUUACCGAGCAGAUUUCCAAUAAAACUUACGACGGCCUGCUUGCUGCAAUGAAUGAGCGUCUGAAUAUUUACAACUUGUCGAAUGAUGUCUUCUACACCAUCAUUGACACGAUCCCUCUCGGUUUCCCUGGCAAAGAUUCCGAACUCCUUCCCACUCGUUUCGGGGUGAAAGUAACCGUCAACGGCGCCCAGGAGACCAUCGAGAACACACGGCAGCUUCUCAUCGACCUUUUACUGCUCGUGGUCUUUGUGGACGGAGAGGUCCAGCAGGAGGAUGGGUCGACUUUCGAUGCCGGUGAUCUCUUUGCUACGCUCAUCUCUCUCUUAAGGGAAUACGAGAUGAUGUCCUGGCUCAGUUCGAAUGUCCGAAAGUGUGUCGACAAGUCUCCGAGCGUCAUUAGCGACACGUCGAACUCAACGUUCUCCCUGAAAGACUCCACACCCAAGGGCAAUGGGGAGCGAGUGGUGACUAUAUUGGAGGAUCUGUUCGCCACUGAUAUUAAACCUCGCCAAGCCAUUGGCUUACCCCAGAGCUACACGCUGACUCUCGGUAUUCGAGAUGUUCUUUCCUGGGUUACUCGCCAAGGGGAGGUGGCCUACCCGAAUGCGUUGGUUUACAUUCAGUGCGAUCUCAUUGCGAAGAACAACAUUGACCUUGCCUGGGAUUUCCUACGCUUCCAAGCAACCACAUCAUGGGCAACCUAUGUGAAGGGUCGUUUAUAUGUGGCGAUGUCCGAAUUCGACACUGCGGCUCUGUACUUCCGUAAGGCUGCAUACCUCCUCUCAUGUGGUAAACCUCUGGGAAACUUGCAUGAGAUGUCAUCAACGCUACUGGACAUCGUCUCGGUAGACUGCUUCCACAAUGGUCUCCCCAAAUACUUCCAACAUAUCCUUUCCAUAUUUGAACAGGCACGUUCCUUUUCACACGUGGCAGACUUUGCCAGCCUUGCACUGCAAGCGCUCGCAAGUGAGAAUAGGAAUGAAAAGGACCCGGAGCGGAUUAACAUGCGCACCGACCUGCUCUCGCGUCUGUUCUAUGCAUCCUUGAAGACCUGCCAGUUUGACCAAGCCUAUUCAGCAAUGUCUCGAUACGAAGAUCAUGCGCUGCAGCGGUCCGCCCUCUCCUCUCUCAUCACCGCCAUAUUGAAUGCAUCUGGGCCAGGCCUGUCUGGACUUCAGCAGAUUCUACACUUUCCCACAUCUCUCCUCCCAAAUAUCGCUACUCACGUGGAUGACACACUUGUCUCCCUUGCCCGGAAACAAACGUCCUUCAAUUCUCUAUUGGAAACUGGAACCAAGUGGGCCGACACCACGCCAGAUUAUCAGCGGAUCUUGCAAGCGUACCGUGUUGCGCGUAAUGAUUAUCGUGGAGCCGCCGAAAUCGCGUAUCGAAAUGUCCAACGUCUAAGACAUGCUAGAGAUAGCCCGUCGAAUCAUCUGGUUCUGGCCAAGGGCAGAGACACUGAUGACGCGCGGCAGACGGUUGAGGAGGACGACCCGGAGAGCAAGGAAAUCCGCAACGAGCUCCUUUCUCUGAUCAACCUACUUGGCUGCGUUGACAAGAGCGAAGCCUACAUCCUCGUCGAGAAGGAAGACUCAACAUCUGUGGUCCGGCGCCGCAGCGUUCAAGCGGACGAUGACGGCAAUGUCUUCAUGGACGAUGCAGAUGCCAGUUCUCUUACACCCACUGGAUCUAGACGCAGUAUCAGCUCCAGCACAAGCGCUAUAAAGCCUCAUACUCGCAAGGAUAGCAAGUCCUCAGCCUCCGGUCCGGGUGUCAACAACCACCGCCACCGACGAGUCAUAGUGACUCUCGACCACCUCCGUCGCGAGUACCAGUCCGAGCUUGACCGUGUCAGCAGAAUCGAAAGAGGAGAUUGGGAAUUUGGGCUUCUUGACGCGCCGGAAGCAGAUAAUGAUGAUACAAUGCUCCUUGCCUAG